AUUCUAAAUUUGAUUAUUUCAAUUUUUUAUUAUAAUACCUAUCUUUGUUAAUAAUAAAUCGAAGUAAAAGUUUAAUAUGUUUCAAAUGUUAUUACAGUAAAGAUUAUGUGAAUAUGAAUGUAUUACAAAAUUGAUCGAAAAAAGAAAAAUAUAAAUAUGUGAUUGUAUUGCAUGAGGUUGCAUAGUGUUACAAGAUCAAAGACUGCAGCGGUUCAGUUGAAAAUGAUACGACGCAGCCCGACAAAACUCGAUUUACGACUAGACGAUCUGGUUGAGUACGAGACAACAAGGAAAGCUCUUGAAGCCAAGAAAGAGUCUGAGAGACAAGCAGCAUUCAAUACUCUAUCGUGGAAUGUCAAAAUGCCGCAAAUUGAAAUUCAAGAACGCAUUGGUUACAUACCACCGCAAAAUCAAGCUUCGCAUUCCCGACCUAAUAUAUAGUCCCUUGCGCCGUACAUUACACGUACCGUAUUAAAUGUUUUUUUUUAUAUCUAUUUAAUUAAAUCACGGAAGUUUAUGCAUUUAUUGCAGCUCCUAACCUCAGUAAUUCAGUAAAACGAAUAGGUCCAUACAAUUUUGCAAAUUUAUGUAUAUGUUACUAUAAGCAGAAAAACGCCUUGUUUAAUAACUUAGUAUCUGAGACCAUGAAUUUGCAUAAACAUCCGCAGCCUGAUAAAAUGUUAAUAAUGUUAAUGUAUUACCUUUGGCAAAAUGUAUUUGACCAAACUGAGCCAGUAGGUUAACAAUUUGUUAUAUAUUAUGUUUAUAAAUUUUCUUAUCACUAUUAACUGAGGCAGAAUGGAAGAAUUAUCUGUAUUAAAUUUAAAUAUUAAUUCUUAUAUUGUAAUUUGUAAUAGAAUAGUUGCAUUGAAGCUUUUUCAGUGAAGCAUCAAUGAAUAUGAAACAUUGAAUAUGAAGGGUUGGCAUUACAAACAAUAUUUUUAUCUAUUCAUAACAUACAGUAUGAAUAACUAAAAUAGCAUGAGGAGAUAUUACUUAAGUAAUGUUCAGGUAUUAAGAAAAAUUUGUGAUGGAUUCUUUAUGCCAGGUGCAUUAAUGUAAAUAAAAACAAUUUACUUGGAUCA
Molecule: messenger RNA, 1085 nt
Organism: Nomia melanderi (Alkali bee)
Lineage: Eukaryota; Metazoa; Arthropoda; Insecta; Hymenoptera; Halictidae
Product: anaphase-promoting complex subunit CDC26
Biological process (GO): anaphase-promoting complex-dependent catabolic process
Cellular component (GO): anaphase-promoting complex
Source: RefSeq, a predicted model, not a curated record